Aureococcus anophagefferens is the source of this 1128-nucleotide messenger RNA. RefSeq lists its product as hypothetical. The record is from RefSeq and is a predicted model, not a curated record. The coding region runs from base 1 to 1128 and encodes 375 amino acids. The transcript has a single exon. Lineage: Eukaryota; Pelagophyceae; Pelagomonadales; Pelagomonadaceae.
AUGCUGUCGUCGUCGCUGGACAUCAGCUCGACGUCGCUGGAGCGCGCGCGCAAGCGGCACCGGUUCCGGAACCCCUGGUACGACCGGCGCUUCGCCGGCGCGAUCCGCUGCGCGCUGGUCGUCGCGGCGCUGCUGAGCGGCACCAUGUUCCUGCGGACGUCGUCCGCGGCGCGCGCCGCGGAGAGCCUCGACGCGCGGCUGCACCCGCUGCUCCUGUCGCGCGACGACGACGCCCAGUACGCCGAGGAGUUCAACUUCACGGCGAGCCUGCCGAAGAAGGCCAAGGCGCCCAAGGCCGACAAGAAGAAGGGCAAAAAAAACAAGAAGGAAAAAAAGGCCGACAAGAAGAAGGACGAGAAGAAGCGGGGCGACGCGAAGAAGCAGGCCGAGCCGGCGGUCUGCGAGACGGGCCUCAUGAGCGCGCCCGGCGACGUGCGCGCCUGCUGCGCGCCCCACUGCGGCUCCUGCGACUCGGCGUGCGGCGACGCGGCGUGCUGCGCGCCCGCGAUCAUCGAGACCGGCCUCGUGUGCCGCGGGCCCUUCGACUCCCAGUGCGUCUGGGCGCGGGACGCCGCGGCCCACCUCGAGGCCGUCGCCACGUCGGGCAUGAUGCCGCCGCGCGGCGAGGCCACGGACUACGAGCUCGACCCGCGCAGCCCGCUCGCGACGGCGGCGUCGCUCGAGGACUUGGAGGCCAUCGUCGCGGAGCUGCCCGUGUCGCGGCGCCGGGCCUACGUGCUCCACAUGGACCCCGCGAAGUACCAGCUCGGCGACCCCGGCCGGGGGAGCUACCCGCUCGCGCCCCAGCUCUCCUACCUGCCCAAGCGCUUCGUUGUCCAUUUGGGCAUGCGCCUCCGCCUCCGCGACAACACGGUCGUCCUCGCGCUCGGCGGCGCGGUCACGGGCACGCGCAUCUACUGCGCCUACGUCGACGACGAGUCCGACGUCAAGCCCACGCGCGUCAUGCUCACGCCCUUCACGUCCGUGACGGACAUCGUCGCCCACGACGACGCCGACGUCCGCGCGGCCGCCGCCGCGUACCGCGCGCUCUGGCGGGCGAACCCCGUCAUCAAGGAGGUCCAGUCGACGCACUGGAACGAGCACCGGACCUUCGAACGCGCCGGCUGA